AUGAGCAAUGAUGAGACACAUCAUCGUAUGGUUGCGUUAAAUAUUGUUGCUCUUCUUAUCUCGUCCAAAGGUCUCGGGCGAAAUUCUUAUUUGGGUAAUCUUCUCUUUAAUAGUGACCAGAAAAUGCCGGAAAAUUACACUGAACAUGUGCAGAUGAAGAUAUGUUGGUCGGCCUUCCUCCCUGGAGAUCCAUUUAUUACACAAAUGCUUGAUGUACGUGCACAAGUUACCCUACGCUUGCCAAAAAUAUCUCCACCGAAACAUUGUGGUGAUCCGAAUGAUCAUCGUUUAUGUCCAAUGUGCCACAAAGACAUUGGUGCUAUACAAGAUGGUGUUCUUAUCGAGCGUGAUCCACCUCAGCUUAAAAUUCCGAUCAAUGGUGGUUUUCAAUUUAUUACUAGAUAUAUUGAAGAUUAUAACCGAAAAGUCUGCUUCGGUUAUCACUAUCGAACACCGGCCGAACAGAGUAAUGUAGGUGAUAAGCCUGAUCAUCUUCAACACUCAAUAUCCUAUCGUUUUAUUCACAUGUUCAUUCAUGCGACACUUCUUUUCUUAGAUGAAUUAGACUAUUUAUCCGAAAUCGAUCUGCCUAAACCUGAACACUUUCGAGAACAUUUUGAAAAAGAUUAUGCUCUUCUUGCUGAACAAGUGAAUGAUGACGAACACUGCUAUCUCUGGUUAUUCAAAUUAUUUAAUCAUUUGCUAGAUGAACAAUUUAUUCAGGAGGGUUUAUUGGACAAUCAUGAGAAAGUUGUACAAUUCGAAAAGUGUCUUGAAAAACAGCUCCUUUUUACUCAUAUGAAUUCGAUUGCCGAAGAAAUUCGUCAAUGCAGAGUUGCCUAUAUAGAUUUUGUCCGACAGUGUGAUGAGAAAUUUUCUAUGAAAAGAUAUGUUGAUGAACUCGAAGAGAACGAGCAGCGAUUUCCAUUGCUACGCUAUUUCAAUGUCACAAAUAUUCAUACAGUCGAUCCGAUGAAUGAAUUUUCUUCAAAAAUUCGAAUGUUACCCUAUGGUAAUAAGACCUAUCCAAUGACCACGUUUUUAUUGCAAAAAAUGGAUAAUUAUGCCAAUAUCCGAUAUCUUUAUCCUAUUGUUGCAUUUACUUGUCAUUUAACACAAAAAUUCGACUAUCGUAUUAAACGAAAUGAUGCAUUGAUAAAAACGAUCUCUGAGUAUUUAAAUCAAGGAUCAGAUAGUGAAAUCACAACAGAACUCUAUAAUAAAUUUGUUGAUGCUUGGUACAAAAUUACACUGAAAGAUGUUCAAUAUGGAUGCCAUAGACUGAAACUCGAACAUAAUAUUUCACAAGAUGAAUUCGCACAAAAUACGAAACUCGCCAUGGUAUUAUUGAACACAACGAAAGAUGAAAGUGGCAUUUUGUUAACUGUUUGCUUGAAUAUCAUUGGAGAAUUACAAAAUGAGAUCGUGCGUUUCUUUCAUGAAACAGUUAUUGGUAAUUCGGGUAAUUCUCGACGUCAACGAGCAAUUCCCAUUCAAUCUAUUCGAGCUGAACAUCUUCUCAAUCUUACGGCAAAUGAUAUUAGUUUGAAAUUGAUUACCGAUGGCUUUACGAUUAACUAUGAAUAUGAUAUGGGUAAAGAUAUUAUUUAUGAUUAUGAAGAAGUUGAAUUGACUUUAUGUAACAUAAUUAGUCGUUUGCCUUUGAUAAAUACUGAAAAAAUUAAUUAUUUCAAUUAUCAAUUUGAGUUAUAUGGAGAAAAUACAUCAUUAAUUAAUGAGGUCCGAGCACGAGUCAAGCAAGAAUUACUAAUUGAUGAUGAACGGACAAAGCUUCGAGGAUAUAUUUCAGAAAUGAGUAAUGAAGGCAUUCUUCACUAUCUUGGUUCACUUGAUUAUGUCUUCACUUAUUUGAGUACUAUUGCCGAUGACUUCGGGCAAGAUCCAUCGAGUAUUCAGGUAUUCGUUCAAAAUUACAUUAGUUCGACCGCAUGCCUCAACGAAAAUGUUCUACGACGGCAGCCAUUUUCCAUAAUUAAUCUCAAGUAUAUUAUCGACUUGUAUGAACUAUUAGAAGAAAGAGCAUUCGAUCAAGUUUUACGUCCGUAUUUUAAACAAGAAUUAUGUGAAGAAACAUUUCCUCCAAACGAAAGAACACGCCUAAUUGAGGAAUUUAUCGAUUCGACUUCGAACAAUAAAAAAAGUGCCGCAUGUUUUCAAAACUUGAACUGUUGGAUUGCAAUUCUCAAACGUAUCAUGGUGCGAGUACUCUCCAAUGUAAGUGUACAUCUCGAUGUGCCGUUAAAUCUCUAUCUUAGACGUCAUGAUCUGUGGACAGGCGAUAUCACUUUCGCCGAUAUACAAUCAAUUACAGUUAGCGAUGAUAUUCUUUUGAAACAUACGUUCGUCAUUCUGAAAGGCUUAGAAAUGCGACAAGAUUACCUACGGACUCGUACGACUCAAACGGAAAUGGAUCUACAGAAAACAGGUGCGACUGAACUGCAAACAUCUCAAGGACAAAUACACCAAGCAACCACAUGGCAUGUAACAGAUACCAAGAGUGGCAACGUACCUAAAGUGAUUGGAGCAAGAAAAGGCGCUGACAAGAAACUACGUUAG
This is a messenger RNA of Rotaria socialis, 2577 nucleotides long. NCBI's taxonomy places the organism in Eukaryota, Metazoa, Rotifera, Eurotatoria, Philodinida, Philodinidae. The record is from the annotation of a GenBank genome assembly.